Messenger RNA from Oryctolagus cuniculus (rabbit), 1374 nucleotides. The record is from RefSeq and is a predicted model, not a curated record. Lineage: Eukaryota; Metazoa; Chordata; Mammalia; Lagomorpha; Leporidae.
AUGCCUGUUUAUCUGUUUCCUUUUACCAACACUAUUUUCUUUUCCAGAAGGAAUGCAGGUUAUAUUGAAACACAAAAUCUUACACGUGUCUCAGAAUUCCAUCUCUUGGGAUUCUCGGAGGAUCCAGACCUACAGCUCAUCAUUUUCGUGCUGUUCCUGUUCAUGUACCUGGUCAUGGUGCUCGGGAAUCUGCUCAUCAUCCUGGCUGUCACCUCAGACUCCCACCUCCACACCCCCAUGUACUUCUUCCUCUGCAACCUAUCCUUGGCUGAUGUGGGUCUCACCUCCACCACGGUUCCCAAGGUGAUUGUGGACAUCCACACUCACAGCAUAGUCAUCUCCUAUGUGGGCUGCCUGACACAGAUGUCUUUCUCCAUCACCUUUGGAUGCAUGGAUGAUUUGAUUCUGACUGUGAUGGCCUAUGACAGGUUUGUCGCCAUCUGCCACCCUCUUCAUUACCAGGUCAUCAUGAACCCCCAACGCUGCGGUUUCUUAGUUUCAGUGUCGGUUGUGGCCAGCCUUUUGGAUUCCCUGCUGCACAGUUUGAUGGUCUUGCAAGUUACCUGCUUCAAGGAUGUUGAAAUUUCCAGUUUCUUCUGUGACCCUUCUCAGCUUCUCAACCUCACCUGCCUUGACACGAUCACCCAUGACAUAUUCAUAUGUUUUGUUGGUGUCGUAUAUGCUUUUCUCCCUAUGUCAGCACUCUUCUUCUCUUAUUAUAAAAUCGUUUCCUCCAUUCUGAGGGUCCCAUCACCAGGUGGGAAGUACAAAGCCUUCUCCACCUGUGGCUCUCAUCUGACAGUUGUUUGCUUAUUUUAUGGAACAGCUAUUGGGGUGUAUCUUAGUUCAGCAGCCUCACUUUCUCCAAAGACGUGUGCAGUGGCCUCGAUGGUGUACAGUGUGGUCACCCCCAUGCUCAACCCCUUUAUCUACAGCCUGAAGAACAGGGACAUCAAGAGGGCCAUAUGGAGGCUCCUCAGCAACACAGUCUCUGUGCCGUGCAUUUGGAAAGGAGUAGGGGUUAUACUGAAAAACAAAAUCUCACACAUGUCUCAGAAUUCCAUCUUAGAGGAUCGAGACUUGCAGCCCCUCAUUUUGGUGCUGUUCCUGUCCAUGUACCAGGUCACUGAGCAUGCGAACCUGCUCAUCAUCCUGGCCAUCAGCUCAGGCUCCCACCUCCACUCCCCCAUGUACUUCUUCCUCUGCAGCCUCUCCUUGGCAAACGUGGGUUUCACCUCCUCCACAUUUCCUAAGAUGAUUGUGGAUGUCCAUACUCACAGCACAGUCAUCUCCUAUGUGGGCUGCCUGACGCACAUGUCUCUCUUCAUCAUCUAUGGUUGCAUGGAUUUCUUGAUUCUGAAUAUCAUGGCCUGA